GUUCCUGGCCGGGGCGCUGCGAAAGACAAGCUUGGGGGCGACUCGGCUGCUCGCCUGGGCGUCGAUGCGCGUGUCGACGACGCCCUGGACCUGCGCGCGUUCGGGCGCGUCGGCGACCGCUGCGCCACCUUCGAUUGGGGCGAUGGCGGCGUGAUCCGCGUCCGCGCGGCCUUCUGGAUUGUCGGCGCGCCGCGCGUCGACAAGGUUGCCGCGCCUCGCAUCGGGGAUUACAGCGCCGUCGUCGACGUCGACGCCGCGCCGCCAGGUGCUGAAGUUUUCGGAGGGGCCGAGGCGGCGGACCGAUUGGCAACGUUUUGGGGUCGUGCCUGCGCCGAGUUCAACGUCGCCAAGGCCGUGGCUGAUCCAUCCUGCGCGCAGCCGGGCGCUGCCAGCCGCGACGCUGGCGCCCGCCAGUGCCUCGGCCUGGCCGAAGGGGGAAAAGUGCGCCCCCCGGAGGGCCUCUCAUGCGAGGCGCGCGCCCGCUGCCUGCUGCGCGGCCUGGAGUUGCCCGCUGAAGCGCCCGGUCGCUGCUGGGGCGAGCUGGCCGAGAUACUGGCCAAGCGCGCCGGGGCGCGACUUGCAUUCGUGGCGGCGCUGGCGAAGUGGGCGAACGUGCGCGACAUGCACAAGCCGCGCGCCACGGGGUCACCGGGCAAAGCGCAGCGGGGCGCGCGCGUCGACGACGAGCACCCCGCCAACGAGCGCGCGUCGUGCAAAGUGCUCUUCCCGCAGAAACUGGUGCGUCCGGGCGACGAGGGCGCCUUGAUCAAGAUGAUGGAGCACAUCUUCGCGUUGUGCAUCGAGAAGUCGCGUGGGAAAAAGGGGGGCACUGGGUCCGCAGUGUUGCGCUGGUUCAGCAUGCAAGCGAUAAGCGAAGUGAAAUCGCAGCUCGAGCGCGUGCACUUAAUUCUCGGCGCCCCGCGGUUCAUAUGCAGCCGUGAGUUCGACGCCUAUGCCCUGCGCCUGAAGGCGGAGACGCGCCAGGCCAGGACAAAGGAGAAGCUUUUGGCGGAGGGCAGCGCCAGUGCGAAGAUCGUGGAAAAGUCGCAGGCGGAGCAGUGCGCGACGCGCCGCGAGCGGGAGGUGCCAUCCGACGCGGCCCUGAUGGAACGCCGCGCCCUCAGUGGCCAGCCGCCCCGGCAGUUUGUUGUUCGGAGGGUGGGGGCGCCAGCCUCUGACAGCGACGAGUUCUUCGAUGUCCGCAGCUUG
Prorocentrum cordatum is the source of this 1209-nucleotide messenger RNA. The record is from the annotation of a GenBank genome assembly. NCBI's taxonomy places the organism in Eukaryota, Dinophyceae, Prorocentrales, Prorocentraceae.